Molecule: messenger RNA, 1275 nt
Organism: Mesoplodon densirostris (Blainville's beaked whale)
Lineage: Eukaryota; Metazoa; Chordata; Mammalia; Artiodactyla; Ziphiidae
Gene: KCNJ8
Product: potassium inwardly rectifying channel subfamily J member 8
Exons: 2
Coding region: 1-1275 (424 amino acids)
Biological process (GO): regulation of monoatomic ion transmembrane transport; potassium ion import across plasma membrane
Cellular component (GO): plasma membrane
Molecular function (GO): ATP-activated inward rectifier potassium channel activity
Source: RefSeq, a predicted model, not a curated record
AUGUUGGCCAGAAAGAGCAUCAUCCCCGAGGAGUAUGUGCUGGCGCGCAUCGCCGCGGAGAACUUGCGCAAACCGCGCAUCAGGGACCGCCUGCCCAAGGCCCGCUUCAUCGCCAAGAGCGGGGCCUGCAACCUGGCGCACAAGAACAUUCGGGAGCAAGGACGCUUCCUCCAGGACAUCUUCACUACCUUGGUGGACCUGAAAUGGCGCCACACCCUGGUCAUCUUUACCAUGUCGUUCCUCUGCAGCUGGCUGCUCUUCGCCAUCAUGUGGUGGCUGGUGGCCUUUGCCCACGGGGACAUCUAUGCUUACAUGGAGAAAAGUGGGAUGGAGAAAAGUGGCUUGGAGUCCACCGUGUGUGUGACUAAUGUCAGGUCUUUCACCUCUGCUUUCCUCUUCUCCAUUGAAGUUCAAGUGACAAUUGGGUUUGGCGGGAGAAUGAUGACAGAGGAAUGCCCUCUGGCCAUCACAGUCCUGAUUCUCCAGAACAUUGUGGGUUUGAUCAUCAAUGCAGUCAUGUUGGGCUGCAUAUUCAUGAAAACAGCCCAGGCUCACAGAAGGGCGGAAACCUUGAUUUUCAGCCGCCAUGCGGUGAUCGCAGUCCGAAAUGGCAAACUGUGUUUCAUGUUCCGCGUGGGCGACCUAAGGAAAAGCAUGAUCAUUAGUGCAUCAGUGCGCAUCCAGGUGGUCAAGAAAACCACGACGCCCGAAGGGGAGGUGGUGCCUAUUCACCAACUAGACAUUCCCGUUGAUAACCCCCUUGAGAGUAAUAACAUUUUUCUGGUGGCCCCUUUGAUCAUCUGCCACGUGAUUGACAAGCGCAGCCCCUUGUAUGAUAUCUCUGCCACCGACCUUGCCAACCAAGACCUGGAGGUCAUCGUGAUUCUGGAAGGAGUGGUCGAAACUACUGGCAUUACCACCCAAGCGAGAACCUCCUACAUCGCUGAGGAGAUCCAAUGGGGCCAUCGAUUCGUAUCCAUCGUAACCGAAGAGGAAGGCGUGUAUUCCGUGGAUUACUCCAAAUUUGGCAACACCGUGAAAGUAGCGGCUCCGAGGUGCAGUGCCCGAGAGCUGGACGAAAAGCCUUCCAUUCUUAUCCAGACCCUCCAGAAGAGUGAACUGUCCCACCAGAAUUCUCUGAGGAAGCGCAAUUCCAUGAGAAGAAACAAUUCCAUGAGGAGGAAUAAUUCCAUCCGCCGGAACAAUUCAUCCCUCAUGGUGCCCAAGGUGCAAUUUAUGACUCCAGAAGGAAAUCAGAACACGUCGGAAUCCUGA